AUGAGCAAUGCCACGAUCAUCGACGAGAAGGUCCUUAAUGAUUGUUUAAACGAGAUCACGCGCGCUCUUCUUCAAUCUGAUGAUCAGUUCAAGCUCGUUCGUGAUAUGCAAGCCAAUAUUAAGAAGAUCGUCAAUCUCGAUGAUCUCACUGCAGGUCAUAACAAGCGGAGAAUCAUCCAGCAGGCUAUAUUAACCGAGCUCUGCAAGAUGUUAGAUCCUGGGAAGCCAUCUUUCACACCCAAGAAAAGCAAACCAAGUGUUGUCAUGUUUGUGGGUUUACAAGUAUUUUAUGUAUUUGGAUCCUUGAUGACAUGUGCUACUGAAUGUGAAUGA
This is a messenger RNA of Lactuca virosa, 333 nucleotides long. Lineage: Eukaryota; Viridiplantae; Streptophyta; Magnoliopsida; Asterales; Asteraceae. The record is from the annotation of a GenBank genome assembly.